Molecule: messenger RNA, 7071 nt
Organism: Nannospalax galili (Upper Galilee mountains blind mole rat)
Lineage: Eukaryota; Metazoa; Chordata; Mammalia; Rodentia; Spalacidae
Gene: Casp8ap2
Product: caspase 8 associated protein 2
Exons: 11
Coding region: 278-6172 (1964 amino acids)
Biological process (GO): Fas signaling pathway; extrinsic apoptotic signaling pathway via death domain receptors
Cellular component (GO): PML body; mitochondrion
Molecular function (GO): transcription corepressor activity
Source: RefSeq, a predicted model, not a curated record
GCCGUGGGCGUUGAUCUGCGGCGGCCAGGGAGAUGUGCGAAGGGCCUGACGUCGGCCGCAGGUAGUGGGCUCCCGGGUCUGGGGGGCCCCGGCCUGGAGGGGUCCCUCGGAGGGCCUGGGAGGAGCAUCGCCCUCCCCGUUGGCCCGCCUCUCCCCCAGCGUGUCGACUGGUCCGUACUCUUCAAAGCUUUAGCUGUCGUUCUGGAGUGUCAGGCGCUCACUGACGUGGGCUCUUCCGAAGCUGCUACCAUGGCACCUAUCAAAAGGAUAUAGGAUCAUGGCAGCAGAUGAUGACAAUGGUGAUGGACCAAGUUUAUUUGAUAUCUUUUCUGCUUCUCCUCUUAAAAACAAUGAUGAAGGCUCAUUGGAUAUAUAUGCUGGGUUGGACAGUGCUGUUUCUGACAGUACUUCUAAAUCCUCUGUGCCAUUCAGAAACUGUUUAGAUUUAUAUGAAGAGAUCCUGACUGAAGAAGGAACUGCAAAGGAGGCAACAUACAAUGACUUACAGGUAGAAUAUGGAAAAUGUCAGCUGCAAAUGAAAGAGCUGAUGAAAAAGUUUAAGGAAAUACAGACACAGAACUUGAACUUAAAAAAUGAAAACCAGUCUCUUAAGAAGAAUAUUUCAGCACUUAUCAAAACUGCCAGAGUGGAAAUAAACCGUAAGGAUGAAGAAAUAAAUAAUCUUCACCAAAGAUUGUCUGAGUUUCCACAUUUUCGAAAUAACCAUAAAAUUCCACGGACAUCAGAUGUAGUUAGAACAAAAGAUCUAAGAUCCAGAUCUCCCCAUUUGGAUGAUUAUUCAAAGACUGAUCAUAGAGUUAAAAGUGAUGUUUCCAAAGAUGUGUAUCCUAAUACUUUACUGCCAAACCUGGAAAAGGAAGGGAAAUCAAAUUCUGAAGCACAAAAUCCUUUGCACUUGCCGGCAUGUAUUGAGAAACAUUGCCUCAAUGGUGUCUGGUCACAUUCUCCUUACCAAGUUGGUGAAGGUAACUCCAGUGAAAAUACUAGAAGAGGGCGGAAUGAUACUCGACAUAGCCAGUAUAGCAGAGGAACUGAUAGAGCACAAAAGGACUUAAAUAGUAGCUGUAAUGAUGCUGAACCAAAGAACAAAGAGACUAAUCCAAGACUACAAGGAAAUCCUGAAAAACAUGGAAAUGCUGAGGCAAAGACUGAAAGCAAAAAUUCAAAGUUUAAAAGUAGCACAGAUUGGGAUUAUAGAAGUGAGCGUACUACCUCUUCUUGGGAAAAAGAGUGUUUUAGAGAAAGGACACAUGCUCGAGUGGAAUCUCAAAAUGACAAAAGUCUAGAGAGACAAAGUGAAAGAUUGCAAAAUAUAAAUAGAAAAGAACUUCAUUCACAGGACAAAGCAGAAAGAAAAGGUGAUUCAAAACUUAAAACAGUAGCAAAAGACCAGGAGCACUGGAAAAGAUCUGAACGAGCAUCACUUCCUCAGUCUAAGAAUGAAAUAAAAUCUUAUAAUUCCAGUAAAUACCAUCCAGAAGAGAGAAGAGGAAGAGAAGACAGUAAAAGAGACAGAGGAAUAAGCAGUCAUGGCUUUCAGAAUGGAAGAUGUUCAUCUUCUCUUUCAAGCAGUAGAAGUAACAAGUACAUGCACUCCAAGGACGUCAGUGUUAUACAUCAGUGGGAACAUACUCCUUUCAAAGCAGAAAGGCAUAGAACUGAGGAUAAGAGGAAAAGAGAACGAGAAAACAGAGAAGAAAAUAGACAUAUGAGAAGUGACAAAAAAUCACCUACAGAACAUAUGCAAAAGACUAAUAAAGAAGCUAAGAAAACCACUGCUGAUUUAAAGAGACAGACUGAGCCACAAAAUGGUAAAGAUGAAGUCUCUAAUAAUGAAGCUUCUAAAGGAAGAGAUAUUAAAGAAUUUGCAACAAAAAGUGAGAAUGGACCAAAUGAGGCAAAAAAUAAAGACUUAAAGUUAAGCUUCAUGGAAAAACUGAACUUAACUCUUUCUCCUGCUAAAAAGCAGCCUGUUUGUCAUGAUAACCAGCAUCAAAUAGCUGAUGUUCCCAAGUCCAAUGGUGUGUCUGAUUCACCGUCGUUGGUGAAGACUAAAACAGUGGGAUGUGUUCCUUUUGCAAGUGAACACAGUACAGAGGAAAACAAAUCAAGGUUCUUAGAACCAAAGGAUACUCAUCCAGCAACAUCUCAACUCAGGAUUGAUGUUCCAGAAAACGAAAUGAAAGAUGAAACUAGUUUGUUGGUUAAAUCUGUUGAGGACACUACACCUUGUGAAGUGCUCAUUUGUGGUGCAGAGCUUUCCUUCCCAGCACCUGUGGAAAGAGAGCAACCAAGAUCCAUGUUUCCAUCAACAGAAGUAGAGGAUUCCAGUGAUGUCGUAAGGGCAGCAGCUUCUGUGGUGCUGGAUGUAUUACCAACCCAUGUUUCUGAAAAUGUUGGCUUAGAAUUGGACACCAAAAGGCAGUGUGGAUUGAAUUCUUGUGAUGUUUCUGAAGGUGUGGAAAUGAAGGUGAUUCUUUCACCAAAAGUGACUCAAACCAGUGAAAGCCUCCUGCAGCCUUUGGUUGAAGAACCUGGCAUUUUAGUAAACCUUUCAGAAGACAGUAAUCCCAAAUUUGAGCCUUCUCUUGUAGAGACACCUAUGGUUGAGAAUAAAUCUUGUCAUUUGGAGCCUAAAGAAACUCUUGUAUCUUCACUGCAGCAGACUGAGUUGAUAGACCACACCAUAGAAACUGGGGAAACAAACUCAAUAUAUCAUGAUGAUGAUAACUCGGUUUUGAGCAUUGACCUUAAUCAGCUGAGGCCUAUUCCAGAAGCUAUCAGUCCUCUGAGUAGUCCAGUGAGACCUGUAGCAAAAGUUCUUAGAAUGGAAGGCCCAUCUGCAAUUCCACUGUAUAAUAAUAGCCAUAAAGAUGAAUUUCUGUCAAAUUCAGCUCAUUCUACCUCCAAGAAUCAGUCUGAUCUCAAUAAAGAAAAUCAAAAGCCAGUCCCCAAGUUUGAGAAAUGUUCGGAAGUAGAUUCUUGUAAGAAUUCAUCUUUAGAUGAAUUAGAAGAAGGGGAAAUUAGAAGUGACAGUGAAGAAUCUAUAUCACAAAAACAUUUUGAAAAAAGUGCCAAACCUAGAGCUUCUGAAGUGCAGAAGAGUAAGGCUAAUCCAGGAGACAGGAAAAAUACUGUGCGUUUACAUACAGACCACAGGAGACCUUCUGUGAAAACCCAUCAGGACAACAGCAGGUGGAAUAAAAGACCAAAUGAGUCUGGUAGAUCUUCAAAGGCAGAAAGGAAAAAUAAAACAAUGAGCAUUUCUAGCUUGGAAAAAAUACUUCCAAUUAUUCUUGUACCCUCUUCCGUAUGGGAGAUUAUGCAUAUGUUACGGAUGAUAGGAAACCAUGUAAGGAAAAAUUAUAUGAAAUUCAAGAUAAAAUUUUCAUUGAUACAAUUUCAUAGAAUUAUCGAGUCAGCAAUUUUGAGUUUUACUUCACUAAUUAAAUACCUUGACUUAUCCAAGAUCUGUAAGUCAGUGACUGCAUUACAGAAGAGUCUCUGUGAAGUUAUAGAAUCUAACCUUAAGCAAGUUAAGAAGAAUGGCAUAGUUGAUCGUUUAUUUGAACAGCAGCAACCAGAUAUGAAAAAAAAGUUGUGGAAGUUUGUAGAUGAACAACUUGAUUAUUUGUUUGAAAAGCUUAAGAAAAUCUUAGUAAAGUUUUGUGAUUCUAUAAACUUUGGAAAUGACAAUAGUGAAGGAAAACUUGGGAAAAAAUAUAAAGAGAGGCCACACUAUUCAAACUGUCAGAAAAGGAAUGUGGAGAAUAACAAAGAAAUGCAGAGAGAGAAACUGCUAAAAUCAGAAGACACUGUAAAUUUUACUUCUUCACUGGGAUGUGGAAAAGCUGAAGGAAAACUUCAAGACCAAAAUAACAGCAGUACUAACACAGUAAAGGAGGACAUUAAAAAAAGUUUCAACUCUUGUUUUGAUAAUACAAAGAAUUCUGAAUCUAAAGAGCAGUCCCUGGAAAUAAAUUGUCCAAGCACCCCUACACCAGGAAAAAAUGAAGGAAAUACAAUAGAGGACACACAGACUUUACAGCAUGCAGUCUUGAAACCAGAACGUAGUUUUGAAAUUCUUACUGAACAACAAGCAUCUAGCCUCACUUUUAAUUUAGUGAGUGAUGCACAGAUGGGUGAAAUAUUUAAAAGUUUGUUACAAGGUUCUGAUCUUUUGGACAAUAGUGUUACCUGUACUGAAAAAACGGAGUGGGAAUUAAAGACACCAGAGAAACAGCUGCUUGAGAGUGAAUCUGUACCAGCUUGUACAACAGAAGAACUGGUUUCAGAAGUGACUUCUCCGUGUCCUAAAGUGAUUAGUGAUGAUAAUUGGUCAUUGUUAUCAUCUGAUAAAGGGCCAUCUCUGUCUUCAGGGCUUUCAUUGCCAGUUCAUCCUGAUGUGUUAGAUGAAAAUUGUAUGUUUGAAGUGUCUUCCAACAUGGCUUUAAGUAAAGAUAAUGUAUACAGUUCAGAAAAGAACAAGCCCUGCAUUUCUUCCAUACUCUUAGAGGAUCUUGCAGUCUCUCUGACAGUACCAUCACCCCUGAAGUCAGAUGGUCAUCUUAGUUUCUUAAAGCCCGAAGUUUCAUCAAAUUCAACCCCCGAAGAAGUUAUUAGUGCACAUUUUAGUGAAGAUGCUUUACUUGAGGAAGAGGAUGCAUCUGAGCAAGAUAUCCAUUUAGCUCUGGAAUCUGAUAAUUCAAGCAGUAAGUCAAGUUGUUCGUCAUGGACAAGCCGAUCUGUUGCUCCAGGCUUUCAAUACCAUCCUAAUCUGCCUAUGCAUGCUGUCAUAAUGGAAAAGUCCAAUGAUCAUUUCAUUGUGAAAAUACGGCGUGCAGCACCAUCUACCUCCCCUGGUCUUAAACACAGUAUGACAGCUGAGGAGUCAUUGACCUCUUUGCCUGGAGUUGGAAAGGAAGCUGAUGAAGAAGUAGAAAAAGAACCUGUUUCCUGUCAGAGCACAGUUUUAAAAUCUGUGGAGGACCUGGAUAAUUCCAACAAAAACGUUGAAAACAGCAAGUCAACUCAUGAAGAAAAGAAUUCUGUAAUACAAACACAAGUUCCAUAUAUAUAUGAAUUUCUUAAAGAUGCUUCAAGUAAGGUGGACCAUUGUGAUGAAGUGUCUGGUGAUUGUUUCAAAUUGCAUCAAGUAUGGGAACCAAAAGUUCCUGAAAAUCUUGAAUUGCCUUCAAUGGAAAAAAUCCCACACUCUGUUGAGGAUCACCUUCCUAACACAUAUAUAGACUUAACAAAAGAUCCAGUCACUGAGACCAAACACUUGGGAGAACUCAUAGAAGUAACAGUUUUAAAUAUUGAUCAUUUGGAGCGUUCUAGAACCAACUUAGAUCAAACUGCUCAAAUAUUAGGUAAUUCUUUACAGCCUGAUACUAUAGAUGCUUUUAUUGAUUUGACACAUGAUGCUUCAAGUGAGAGUAAAAAUGGAGGUAGUGAUCCUGUGUUAGCCAUUGAAGGCUUGGAAUGCCAGGUAAUAUGUGUGGAUGAAGAUAACCUUAAGGAAGAAAAGAUGCAAAGGGCAAACAGUCCUUUAGAAUGCAUGGGUGAGGAAACUUGUAUUGAUUUGACCCCAGAGUCUCCUGGUUCAUGUGAAGUAAAAAGAGAGGCUUUAAAAUCAGAGCCACCAUCAAAUUUGGAUUGUUUAGAGUUGCCUGGGACUUUGGAUAAUGUUCACAAAAAGAGAAAAAACUGUUCUGAGCUUAAUCAUUUUUCUCAGAAAAAACAAAAAAAGGAAACAGACUUAACCAGUAGUGAAAAGAACAAGAAACUUAGUCAGGAUUCUGAUAAAAAUGGUGAGGCUCAGAGAAAGAAAGCCAAUAAGAAAAGGGAGCCUACAGUGAAUGAAGCUCCCUUGUCAUUGGAGACAAGCCUAGGGGUGAAGGAUUCAGCAGCAGCACCUGCCACUUUUCCAACAAGCCUUUCUGCAAAGAAUGUUAUCAAAAAGAAAGGAGAGAUUGUAGUUUCAUGGACAAGAAAUGAUGACCGGGAAAUUUUACUAGAGUGUCAGAAAAGAAUGCCAUCCCUGAAAACAUUUACAUAUUUAGCUAUCAAGUUGAAUAAAAAUCCAAAUCAGGUUUCAGAGAGAUUCCAGCAGCUAAAGAAGCUCUUUGAGAAGUCAAAAUGCAGAUAAGUUGCUGGAUUCCAUGGAGUUUCAUUGAUACAUCAUUCUGCACAGAAACUUUGAUUCCUCAUGUUUUAGAUGGGGAUCUAGAAGGAAUUUUGUCUCGUUUUUUAGUAGAUAGUAAUCUGUAUUUUCUUACUCAUCUGGUCAGCAUUCUGAGUGUGUUGGGGUCAAUAAUCUGAUUAGCUUUCCUGUUACUCAUCAAAAUAUUUAUUUUUAAACAUUAGAUACUGUCAAAAUAAGCCGGGUGUUGGUGGCACAUGCCUUUAAUCCCAGCACUCAGGAGGCAGAGGCAGGCAGAUCUCUGAGCUACAUAGUUCCAGGCCAGCUGGGGCUACAAGGGAGACCCUGUCUCAGACCAAAAAAAGAAAAGAAAAAAGAAAGAAUACAAGUAAUAUGGAUAUAAUAUUGGAACCUUAGUUUUGGUAUUUCAAUAAAAUAACUUCUAGAUUUUUAAAAAAUAGUUUUGUAAGCUGGGUGUGGUGGUGCAUGCCUGUAGUCCCAGCACUUGGGAGGCAGAGGCAGGCGGAUCUGUGUGAGUUCAAGGCCAGCCUGGUCUACAUGGUGAGCUCCAGGCCAGCUGGGGCUACAGGGAAACCCUGUUUCAAAAAAAAAAAUAGUUUUGUAGCAUUUUAAAUGUAAUGACUAUUUGGUUAACCUUUUCUUUCAUUUUUAUUUGUUUUGAUAAUUGCCUCAUUUUGGAAAACUGUAAGAUAAUUUAAAUCGUAUACUUGUAAAUAUGUGUAAUUAUAUUGAUGUAAAAUACUGUGAGUGUAUGUGUCUGUAUGUACACACAUAAAUCGCUUUGCUAGCCAAGGAUAUUUUUAUCUGUAUAAAAUAUUUUGUAUAAAGUUUGCUGUCAAUAAGUCAUGUAUAAUAAAAACAUGUAAAGUUCUGUUUUAUUUUUA